CGCUGUCACCACCGCCGUCCAUUCGGCCGGCCGGAGUGAGCAUUACCUGAGGGAGCAGGACAAGAUGAAGCUCAUCAUCCUGGACCACUAUUCUCAGGCCAGCGAGUGGGCGGCCAAAUACAUCAGGAACCGCAUCAUCCAGUUUAACCCGGGGCCAGACAAGUACUUCACGCUGGGGCUCCCCACUGGGAGCACCCCACUUGGCUGCUAUAAGAAGCUCAUCGAGUACUACAAGAAUGGCGAUCUGUCCUUUAAGUAUGUGAAGACCUUCAACAUGGACGAGUACGUCGGGCUGCCUCGCGACCACCCAGAGAGUUACCACUCCUUCAUGUGGAACAACUUCUUCAAGCACAUUGACAUUCACCCCGAGAACACCCACAUUCUGGACGGUAACGCUGCUGACCUGCAGGCCGAGUGCGACGCCUUUGAGGAGAAGAUUAAGGCAGCGGGUGGGAUUGAGCUCUUCGUUGGAGGCAUCGGCCCUGACGGACACAUCGCCUUCAACGAGCCGGGCUCCAGUCUGGUGUCCAGGACCCGGGUGAAGACGUUGGCCAUGGACACUAUCCUGGCCAAUGCCAGGUUCUUCGACGGAGACCUGGCCAAGGUGCCCACCAUGGCCCUGACGGUGGGUGUGGGUACCGUCAUGGAUGCAAGAGAGGUGAUGAUCCUCAUCACAGGCGCGCACAAGGCCUUUGCGCUGUACAAGGCCAUUGAGGAGGGCGUGAACCACAUGUGGACGGUGUCUGCCUUCCAGCAGCACCCGCGCACCGUGUUUGUGUGUGAUGAGGAUGCCACCCUGGAGCUGAAGGUGAAGACUGUCAAGUACUUCAAAGGUUUAAUGCUUGUUCAUAACAAGUUGGUGGACCCCUUGUACAGCAUCAAGGAGAAAGAAACUGAGAAAAGCCAGUCUUCUAAGAAGCCAUACAGCGAUUAGUGCGUUGGGGGGAGCUGCUACCGAGUACCUCCUAGGGACAGGGCUUUCUGGAGACUGUCUUUAGGAGAACAUAGUUGUCUCUUUAAUCCAGUCUGGUUACUCAGAUCUAAGUGGGGAGGUGAUCUCGGCUUGGGGCUAGCAGCCUGGCCGUGCAGUCCAGCCACAGGGAGAAUGGAACUUAUCUAGGAAAGAAAAACCUCAGAUAGCACUGCUGGCACUCUGCCCGCCCCUGCCAGGUCAGGGGCACUCCUUCGGUUCUGUCUCAGCCGCUGUUCACACGGGCAGCACUCGCCCCGGCUCUCCAGCGGGAGGCCACUGUGGGCUGCUCAGCACCAACACUCCCCCUGGGUAGAGUCCUGGGUGCUCCUCCCUAGACGCCUGCUCCUUAUUUGAGAACCAUGGUCCCAGAUUCAGGAGCCAGCUCUCACAGCACCUAGAGGUGAGUGAGGAAGCGGUGGCCCCGGUCAGACCCGUCUUUUCUCCAGUGUUCUGUCUGCUCUCACAGCUGGCUUUCCCUGCCCCAGGCGGGCUCCCCCAGGGGACGGUUCAGGCAGGAGGGGCUGAGGAGGUAGCUUUUGCUGUAAACCCAAAACCCCCAGGGGCCCAGCCACGUCAGACUCUGCUCCCUCGGGGCCCCAAGGGGAAAGUGGAAACCAGCUUCCCUCCAGAGGCCUCGCUCUGGUUUCUGCCAUUUACAUAGUCAGUAGUCCGGACACAGUCCACUGGGCCAGCAGACUCGGCCCCGAGUUCAGGGGCGCGUGGAGCCGAGGCAACAGGCUGGCAGGCGACUCCAGUGCUACACUCUUGCUUCCCGAGGAGUUGAGUGCCAUGACCAGCCCUAAAUGCUUCUGGCACUGUUUCCCAGUCGAAAAUCCACUGCUCUUCUCACCGUCCCGGGUGCACGCUGUGGUCCAAGGCUGAGAACUGGGCAAGCAGAGGCCCUGGGCCCACGGCCUCCUCCUCGGCCUGCCUCUCGCCCCCCGCAGCCUUCGUGGAGUGGCUGCUGCCCCCUGCUCCCUGUUGCUGUUCCUCUUCCUGGGAGAGCUCCACGGCCGGGCUCGGCCUCAGCCUCACAGUGCUGUGUCUGGUACCAGCGUUUCAUCUGUAGUUUUUAUACUCAAUUGUGCUGUUAUUCUGUUUUAAGCUACCAAUCAAUGGACUUGUUUGCACUGUGAUAUUUUUCUAUUAAAUU
Messenger RNA from Lepus europaeus (European hare), 2126 nucleotides. It is a transcript of the gene GNPDA1, whose product is annotated as glucosamine-6-phosphate deaminase 1. Gene Ontology annotation, cellular component: cytoplasm. The record is from RefSeq and is a predicted model, not a curated record. Gene Ontology annotation, molecular function: identical protein binding; glucosamine-6-phosphate deaminase activity. Gene Ontology annotation, biological process: carbohydrate metabolic process; N-acetylglucosamine catabolic process; D-glucosamine catabolic process. NCBI's taxonomy places the organism in Eukaryota, Metazoa, Chordata, Mammalia, Lagomorpha, Leporidae. The coding region runs from base 65 to 934 and encodes 289 amino acids. The transcript has 7 exons.